CUUUUCGCACGUUUCAGUUUCGCUUGGACUCCGCAUUACGGCGCACAUUGGCGGGGCGGCUAAUCGUUUGUGCAAAUAACUUUUUUGUUGGUAUAUUUAUAUGCGUUUGCUUGCUUUCUUUGUUCUCGUGCACCCGACGCAUUGGCUUUGUCCAGAGCAAUCAGAAAAUCGUAAGCAAUAAAUAUUCGAAAGUGAAUAAUAAAAACCUAAUUUAGGUGAUUUACAAAGUUUGAACCACAUAAAACUAUGUACUUAUAUACAAGUUGAACCCACCUUUAAGAUCGUGCCAAUACUUGAGUAACAAGGCGAAAGUGGUGUAAUGAAAAAUGUAAAACACAAAUGUAAAAUCGUGAAUAGUAAAAUUUCUUGUAAACAAAACGCUUAAAACUUGCGCAACACCUGCGGAAAGAAAAAACAGCUUAUCGAAGCAGUAGAGUGCCUAAAAGGCGCCAUGGCUGAUACAAUGCAUCUUCUUAAAACGCAAAUAUUAAAACUGAUGCCAUUUUUCAAUGCAGUUGUUAUUUAUUUUGCUUUCGUACAAGAUCCAAAGGGCGAACUAUGGACCACAACGCUGAAAUGUCUGCCCAUUGGAAUGUUGAUGUUCUAUGUUGUCGCAAAGGGUUUCGCGCUUACGCCCGCCUACAGACGCUCACAACGCAUACUGCUCGGCUUAAUCGGCUCAUGCGCCGGUGAUGCAUUGCUCAGCAUUAAUCUUUUCCCUCAAGGAAUGGGUGCUUUUGCCAUCGGUCAUAUCUGGUACAUAUCAGCGUUCGGUUGGAAACCACUGAAGCUAUCAAUCGGUGUAACGUUGUACAUUUUAGGUGCAGUGGGUAUUUCGGUGGUUUUCAAACGUCUUGACGCCGUACUCGCUGUUGGUCUUCCUAUCUAUGCUGCCCUCUUGCUGACCACUUGUUGGCGUGCACUGGCUCGCGCGCUCCAAAGUUCCAGCUUUAUAGACACAUUCUGUGCUGUGGGUGCAGUGCUUUUCCUCAUAUCCGAUAUAGUCAUCGGCAUUAAUAUGUUCUUGAUUUCGGUACCGUAUUCAAGAAUUUUCAUUAUGUCGACUUAUUAUACUGCUCAAUUUGCGAUCACCCUCAGCACUGCCAAUGAAAGCCCCGAGUCUUGGAAGCAUAUGGGAAAUGGCAAACCGGCGCUCAAAAGUAAUCGCGCCAAAACAAAAGACUGAUCAGUCACCGAGAAGUUUGCGCUCCAUUAGAAGUGUAGCUCAAAUUGAGAAGCAAUAAAAAUUUCAUGUGCAAAACUGCGUUGCCUAUGUCGAACUGUCACCACCAAAAACUAAAAACCAAAACCAAAAAUACCAAAAACCCCAAUACUUCCAUUGUACCUUUACUCUCUGAACAUUUUCAUGAAGAAAGGUUACUUUAGCGUAUACAAACAAGUCCACAUCUGUAUGUAUUGUGUAUAGUAUUUAUUUGUGAAUCUUAAGGUGUAUAUAAUCGAGGAGUACACACAGGUAUAUGAAGUUAUUUACUCUCGUUAGUUUAGGUAUUAUAACUAAAUGUGUCAAUUUAUCAAUAAAUGUAGUUGAUUUAAUUAUGUAGGUAUGUGUAGUUUUUAGAAGUUGGUGUUAAUUUUUUCCAGCAAAUAAAGGAAUAUUACUAUUAUUGUAAAUAGAAAAAUA
This is a messenger RNA of Anastrepha obliqua, 1642 nucleotides long. RefSeq names its product lysoplasmalogenase-like protein TMEM86A. Bases 452 to 1186 code for a protein of 244 amino acids. The record is from RefSeq and is a predicted model, not a curated record. Gene Ontology annotation, cellular component: membrane. Lineage: Eukaryota; Metazoa; Arthropoda; Insecta; Diptera; Tephritidae. The transcript has 5 exons.